AUGGAAGACAUCAAGAAGACUUUUGCCAAGGCUAAGCAGGAGAAGCGCGCUGCCUUGGUAGCGUACAUCACUGCUGGAUAUCCUACCGUCGAGGAGACUGUGGAUAUCCUCCUUGGCUUGGAAAAUGGAGGCGCCGAUAUUAUCGAAAUGGGAGUGCCCUUCACUGACCCCAUCGCCGACGGACCAACAAUCCAGAAGGCUAACACCAAAGCAUUGGAGAACGGCGUCACAGUCACCACUGUCCUUGAGAAGGUCAGGGAGGCCCGCCGCAGAGGUCUCAAAGUACCGAUCCUUUUGAUGGGCUACUACAACCCUAUGAUGCGUUAUGGUGAGGAGCGUAUGCUCAAGGACUGCAGAGAGGCCGGUGUCAAUGGUUUCAUUAUGGUCGAUUUGCCCCCCGAGGAAGCUGUGCGUUUCAGAGAACACUGCACUAGCAAUGGACUUUCUUUCGUCCCCCUCAUUGCCCCCGCAACCUCAGAGUCCCGCAUGAAGCUCCUGUGCAAGAUCGCCGAUUCUUUCAUCUACGUCGUAUCGAGAAUGGGUGUUACCGGUGCCACCGGAAAGCUCAGUGCAAACCUUCCCGAGCUCUUGUCUCGUGUCCACAACUGGUCUGGCAAUGUGCCUGCUGCCCUAGGAUUCGGUGUCAGCACUCGUGAGCACUUUUUGACUGUGCAGGAUCUAGCUGAGGGAUGUGUUAUUGGUAGCCAGAUCAUCACUGUCUUGGGCCAAGCCCCUGCUGGUCAGGCGGCUAAGCACGCCGAGGAGUAUCUCUCCAGUGUCACCGGUCGCAAGCUCGAGAGGGAUGCGCAGGGUGCAAUUAUACGCCAGGUCAAUGUGAUUGAUUUCGUGGAGAAGAAGGAGCAGCCGGCCGUUUCACAGCCCACAGCCGUUGUCACUGAUGUCGAUGCGCCUUCGGGGCCGGGAUUGGCCGACCAGCUUGAAGCUCUCAAUGGCGGAAAUCCUUCUGCACAACCACAGCGUUUCGGUGAGUUCGGUGGACAGUAUGUUCCUGAAUCCCUCAUGGACUGCUUGGCCGAAUUGGAGCGGGGAUUCGCAGAGGCUUUGAACGACCCCAAGUUCUGGGAGGAAUACCGUUCUUACUACCCAUACAUGGGCAGACCUAGCAGCCUUCACCUUGCCAAUCGUCUUACAGAGCAGGUUGGAGGCGCAAACAUCUGGUUGAAGCGUGAGGAUCUCAACCACACCGGGAGUCACAAGAUCAACAACGCACUAGGCCAGAUUCUCCUUGCCCGGAGACUGGGCAAGACAAGAAUCAUUGCUGAAACGGGUGCUGGUCAGCACGGUGUUGCUACUGCGACUGUCUGUGCUAAGUUUGGCAUGGAGUGUGUUGUCUAUAUGGGUGCAGAAGAUGUUCGCCGUCAAGCCCUGAACGUUUUCCGCAUGAAGCUCCUCGGUGCCUCCGUGGUGGCCGUUGAUGCUGGAAGCCGUACCCUGCGUGAUGCUGUCAACGAGGCCCUCCGUGCCUGGGUUGUUGAUCUGGACACCACUCACUACAUCAUCGGCUCUGCAAUUGGUCCUCACCCGUACCCUACCAUUGUGCGUACCUUCCAGUCUGUCAUUGGUGACGAGACUAAGCAGCAAAUGAUGGAGCAAAUCGGCAAGCUGCCCGACGCAGUCGUCGCCUGUGUCGGUGGUGGCAGCAACGCCGUCGGCAUGUUCUACCCCUUCUCUAAGGACACCAGCGUCAAACUUCUGGGUGUUGAAGCCGGAGGUGACGGCGUCGACACUGACAGACACUCUGCCACCCUCUCUGGUGGUAGUAAGGGCGUGUUGCACGGUGUCCGCACCUACGUUCUGCAAGACGAGCACGGCCAAAUCUCCGAGACCCACUCCAUCUCCGCCGGUCUCGACUAUCCCGGUGUCGGCCCGGAACUGAGCAACUGGAAGGACAGCGACCGUGCCCAGUUCAUCGCCGCCACCGAUGCCCAAGCCCUCGCCGGUUUCCGCGCCCUCGCCCAAUGCGAGGGUAUCAUCCCUGCCCUGGAAUCCUCUCACGCCAUCCACGGCGCCAUGGAACUCGCCAAGACCAUGAAGAAGGGCGAAAACAUCGUCCUCAACCUCAGCGGCAGAGGUGACAAGGAUGUCCAGAGCGUUGCCGAUGAACUUCCCCGCCUAGGUCCUAAAAUCGGUUGGGAUCUGCGUUUUUAA
Molecule: messenger RNA, 2169 nt
Organism: Aspergillus pseudotamarii
Lineage: Eukaryota; Fungi; Ascomycota; Eurotiomycetes; Eurotiales; Aspergillaceae
Gene: trpB
Product: tryptophan synthase TRP5
Exons: 3
Coding region: 1-2169 (722 amino acids)
Biological process (GO): L-tryptophan biosynthetic process
Cellular component (GO): cytoplasm
Molecular function (GO): tryptophan synthase activity
Source: RefSeq, a predicted model, not a curated record